UUCAUUCAUAAAAAUGUUUCAAAAAUAAAACGUAAUAUUUACAGCUCCCUGACACGUGAAGAAUAUAUUUAUAUGAUGAAAUAUUUAAUAUGAUGAAAUGAUCAUUACAGGUAAACAUUAUUAUCUUUCUUUCUCAUGUUCUCCCAAUGAUUGUUCAAAAAAGAACUUCCUCCGUUAUAUUAUCUUUGGAUUGUGACCUUUUUUAUAAUAAAUUUAUAAGAGGAGCUUUUUAUCACGACUUAUUCGAAAGAGGGCAAACAUUUGCGUGGAUUGUCAGAUAAUAUUUUAUCGUCGUGGAAUAUCUUUUUUUCUCGUAUUGUGCUGACUUUUCUCUCAGUUUCUGGCUAAUAUAUAUUCACCAAUAAAAUAAUCAUGUUACAUCAGCGAUAGAUAAGCACGUGACAGAUAAACAUAGACGAUCUAGAGCACAUGCGCUAUGCGGAAGAUGCACAAGUCUUAUCAAUCAUUUCUGUUUGUCUUGUUGGCUUGGUGACACGCACUUUGUCGAUGAUAAACUAUCAAAAUGUUGCAGCGAUAACGGCAAGUCAUCCUCGAUACAAUUAGCUUCGUGGCAAUAAAAUCUGCACAAGUUGGGCCAACAUCUUACUUUGAAGUGAAGCGCAUCAAUUGUACGAUUGUACAUCAACCGGAGUUUCGAGAUUUUUUCAAAUUUGAGAGAAAAAUCAUGAAGAUAAAAGUGCUGGAUGCUGGUUUCUCUACGCAAUUGUCCACUCACGUAGGUGAUAAAAUCGAUGGUGAUCCUUUGUGGACCGCACGUUUCCUCGUAACCGACCCGAACGCUGUCUUUGCUACGCACUUAGACUUCUUGCGAGCCGGUGCCGACAUUAUAUUGACCAACACGUAUCAAGCUACAAUUGAUGGUUUUGUAAAAUACUUGAACAUGACAGAAGAAGAGAGUCUUCAGAUAAUUGGUAAUGCUGUCGAUUACGCUAAAGAUGCUGUGAACGUUUAUAGUAAAGAGAUAGAGGAUAACGCAAACAUCGUGACGAACCGAAAACCGCUGAUCGCUGGAUCUUGUGGACCUUACGGUGCUUGUUUACACGAUGGCUCGGAGUACACUGGUUCGUAUUGUCCAAAUGUAUCGCGACAAUUUUUGAUCGAUUGGCAUAGACCUCGUAUACGCACACUGAUAGAGAAAGGCGUAGAUCUAUUGGCGAUAGAAACAAUACCUUGCGUUCGCGAGGCAGAAGCAAUAAUUGAUUUACUCAAGGAAUUUCCGGAUACAUACGCAUGGUUGACCUUCUCCUGUAGAGAUGACGGGAAGAGUAUAGCGGAUGGCAGCAACUUCCAGAAGAUCGCCAUGAGAUGUUACAAGAAAGCACUUCCAGGACAGCUAUUAGCGAUUGGCAUUAAUUGUAUCUCCCCACAGUACGUUACUGCCUUGUUAAAAGGCAUUAAUCAAAACUCGGACGAUUUUAUACCAUUAGUGGUGUAUCCUAACAGUGGAGAAAAAUACAUAGUAUCUGAGGGAUGGAAGAAGGAAGGAGAGGCUCCAUCUCUACACGAAUUUAUCGACGAAUGGUUGGAUCUUGGCGUUUGCUACAUUGGUGGAUGUUGUAGAACAUAUGCUACAGAUAUAAAAAAAAUAAGAUCCAAAGUGGACCAGCGGCAAGAACAGCAUAUAGAAUGAAUUUUUACAUUGAAAGUGCCUAUUAUGUGUUUUCCAUGACAAUAAAUUAAUGCACAUUGUGCCAUAUCUUGUGAAGCAAACUGUUUUACAUUUUGCUAUAUCUUGAUUUUUUAUUUUGCAUACAAAAAAUAAUAAAUAAAUAUAAAUCGAGCAUUAUAUUAAUCCCAAAAAUA
This is a messenger RNA of Camponotus floridanus (Florida carpenter ant), 1824 nucleotides long. RefSeq names its product homocysteine S-methyltransferase YbgG. Bases 686 to 1651 code for a protein of 321 amino acids. Lineage: Eukaryota; Metazoa; Arthropoda; Insecta; Hymenoptera; Formicidae. Gene Ontology annotation, biological process: S-methylmethionine cycle. The record is from RefSeq and is a predicted model, not a curated record. The transcript has a single exon. Gene Ontology annotation, molecular function: zinc ion binding; S-adenosylmethionine-homocysteine S-methyltransferase activity.